This is a messenger RNA of Recurvomyces mirabilis, 2571 nucleotides long. RefSeq lists its product as uncharacterized. The coding region runs from base 1 to 2571 and encodes 856 amino acids. The record is from RefSeq and is a predicted model, not a curated record. Gene Ontology annotation, molecular function: zinc ion binding; ubiquitin protein ligase activity. The transcript is spliced from 2 exons. Gene Ontology annotation, biological process: ubiquitin-dependent protein catabolic process. Lineage: Eukaryota; Fungi; Ascomycota; Dothideomycetes; Mycosphaerellales; Teratosphaeriaceae.
AUGCGGCCCCUACGCUUCCUCCUCACCUUACUCACCCUCGUCUUCGCCUUCUUCUGCCUUCUCUUCUUCGGUCCGUGGCGGGAUCACGACGAGCAGGAACAGCUUCAGCAACGCGGUAGUAUUGGAGCACUCUUCACAUGGCGGACACCUUCAUCGCUCUUUCCCCCUUCCGCCAUCAUUAGUCUGACGGACGACAACUCUACUUUCUUCUUGGCGCGGCCGGCUGCCUUCGGACCCUUACUUCCGGCCAAGAGCCGGAGUGGGCAGCUGUGGGUGGGUAGUGGGUUUGGUGAUGAUCACUUGGGGCAUGGUGGACCCGGCGCAGGCGCUGAGGGGGAGUUAGGGUGUAGUGAUAUUCCGGAGUGGCAUGAUGGGAAUUAUCAUGCUGGUAGAGGGAGACUGGGCGAUUUCAAGACUGCGACCGUCAAGGUGAAGUAUAACGAGGCCGGCAAGAGCAAGAGGAGCAUUGUUGUGGAGGCCGAAGUAGAUGAGGAUGUAGUGGAGGGCGAGGCUGAAGGUGAUGACGGCACGGACGACCAUCUUCAUCAUCCACUUCCUGCUUCGGGUGGUGUGAAGUCGAAUGGGCGACCAGCAGGCAGCACGAAGAAACCUACGCAUGCUGAUAUACAGUCUUUGCAAGAGACAGCGGAGAUCGCCGGCAAGGUGGUGCUGCUCAGUCGAGGAGGAUGUGGGUUCUUGGAGAAGGUGAAAUGGGCGCAGAGACGUGGUGCUACAGCCCUCAUCAUCGGCGACGACAUACGAGGAGGACCUUUGGUCACGAUGUACGCUCGCGGGGACACUUCGAACGUGACAAUACCUGCUCUUUUUACAUCCCAUAUGACAGCGCACUUACUGUCUAGCCUCAUACCAUCUGGUGGGUUACUGGACGAUCUCUCCGCUGAGGAGAUCGCGAGACUCGGGUUGGCGCUUGGUGAAAAAGCAGAUACUGGCAAGGCCAACAGGAAGUCUGCCGAGAAGCCGAACUUUACCACAACUUCAGCUGCGGUCAAAACGACCUCUACUGCCAAGUCCGCGCAGAAGGCUACCAAAGAGGGUGUAACAGAGGACGACGCCGAGGAGUUGGAUCUAGAAGCACAUGGUGCAGGUUGGAUCCACUCAUGGUUUAGCGGUCGACGGGAUGCUGGAGGUGAUAGCAGACGGCCACCAACAAGUGGUAAUCUAGGCUGGAUACAGCAGAAAGAUUUUGAAGAUGAUGGGGAAGAUGGCGGUAUGAUUGGGAAGGUCGCCCCAACCUCCACAAGCGCCAAACCGUUGACCACGGAGAAGGCAACCCAUGGUGGCGAUGGCUUUAGGAUUGGUGUUCAGGACUGGCGAGACCCUGAUAUGGUGGCUGAGGAGAAAGAGCGCCAGCAAGCUACUGCUUCUGCAUCAGUCUCAAGCUCAUCGACUAUCGUGCAAAGUAGCCGAGCAGCGAAGCAAACAGGCUUCAAAGGUGGCAGCAUCACUCCUGGCUCAGGAGAGUAUGCCAAGACGCAUCCGAAGGAGGCUCAUGCUGAAGCAGCUGGCGAGCAGACUGAAAGCAAGACGCAAGACGACAUGAAGCAAGGGUCUCACCAAGAGAUGUCAGGCAACUGGUUCACGCGCCUAUUCCAGGUUGAGCCCGAAGAGGAGUUCGAUCCGACGCCCGAGGCUUCUAAGCCUAACGUACCGCCGCCCAAGACUGACGGCCUCCGGACCUAUCACCAGAUUGUUGAUGGCAUGUCACAUCAUGAGGGUUUAUGGGUCACGCUGACACCGACUUCGAUGUCCUCCUCUCCGUUCUUUGACACCCUUCUCGUUCUCGUUGUCUCACCACUUGUCACACUGACAGUAGUCUAUGCCCUGCUACUACUCCGCUCUCGAAUCCGGAGACGAAGAUGGCGGGCACCAAAGUCAGUAGUCGAGCGCCUCCCAGUACGUACUUACCAGACUAUGCCAAGCACGACGACAAGUAGUACCUCCCCUGCUUCUUCAGUGGCAUCUUCACCAGUCACGGCCACGACACCUCUACUGCCAAGCAGUGCAAGGCCGAUUAAUGGGCGCCGAGCACGAUCACGGACUGCAUCCGAGGUCCCGAUCCAACCUAGCUCCUCUGUCUCAAGUGAGCUUGCUCCACCAUCGCUGGAGCAGAUCGAAGAGAAACGUGCUGCUGGACUAGCUGAGUGGCGGAGAAGGUACGGUGGCAAGCAGCGCGAGUGCGUGGUCUGUCUCGAGGAGUAUGUGGAUGGUGUCAGCCGGGUCAUGAGUCUGCCUUGCGGGCAUGAGUUCCAUGCUGAGUGCAUAACGCCUUGGCUAACCACCCGUCGCCGCACCUGCCCAAUCUGCAAAGGUGACGUCGUGCGCUCCCUCGCUCGAGCAAGCGGCACCGCGGCUCUCGGGUCCUCAGCUUCAUCGCCUCUGACUCUUCCACCACAACAGUAUCGCGAUGACCCUGAGGAUGAGGCGGCAGAUGUGCAGGAGCAGGCUGCUGUGGCGAGGAAUGAUGAUCCGGCUGCUGCGAGACCGAUUAGUCGGGAGGAUGAGGCGUUUGAGGAUCUGGAGAGGGGGGUUGGGGGUGAGGGGAGGCAGUGA